UUUGAUUCAAAUUAAUUUUGUUUGUUUGGUUUGGUUUUUCAAUCGAUUAAUUACACAAAAGAAAAUAAAAUGUAUCUAAUGUAUUAUCUGGAUGAUACUAGCAAUAAACGUGUUUAUACUAUGGCCAAAGUUGAUCCAUUUGGACGUCCAACAUUUUCGGCUCAUCCAGCUCGUUUUUCACCAGAUGAUCGUUAUGCAAAUGAAAGAAUUAUGAUUAAAAAACGUUUUGGCCUAUUAUUAACACAACGAAAUGCCGAUGGUGGUGGUGGUUCAUCACAACAAAAUGGAUGCACAAAAUAAUAAUUGGACAACCACCACUACUACUACUACUA
Molecule: messenger RNA, 332 nt
Organism: Dermatophagoides farinae (American house dust mite)
Lineage: Eukaryota; Metazoa; Arthropoda; Arachnida; Sarcoptiformes; Pyroglyphidae
Gene: Nop10
Product: Nop10 ribonucleoprotein
Biological process (GO): positive regulation of telomerase RNA localization to Cajal body; rRNA pseudouridine synthesis; snRNA pseudouridine synthesis
Cellular component (GO): box H/ACA snoRNP complex
Molecular function (GO): snoRNA binding; telomerase RNA binding
Source: RefSeq, a predicted model, not a curated record